AUGGCCCAAGAUCCUCGUGCGCUCUUACAAAAGGCAGAGAAAGCUGUAGUCGCCGCUACAGGUGGAUUCAGUUUCUUUGGAGGGAGACAAGAGAAGUGGGAAAAUGCAGCAGAUCUCUAUAUGCAAGCUGCUAAUGCAUUUCGAAUGCAGAAACAAAACAAAGAGGCCGGGGAAGCUUUCGAAAAAUGUGCGGAAAUACAGACUGACAGAUUGAAUGAUCUUGAUGAUGCAGCAAAUACUCUCACCGAAGCUUUCAAAGUAUACAAGAAGAGCGACCCGACUGACGCCGCACGCUGCCUAGAUGUAGCCAUCAAUCACCAUACUUCCAAGGGAAACUUUCGCCGUGCCGCUACACACAAACAGAACAUGGCCGAGGUUUACGAGGUUGAACUCGGAGAUAUGAAGAAAGCUAUCGAAAGUUAUGAAAUAGCCGCAAGCUGGUUUGAGAAUGACAAUGCAGAGGCCCUAGCAAAUAAGCUUUAUCUUAAGGUGGCAGAUCUGGCGGCUCUCGAGGGUGACUACUAUAAGGCCAUUGAACACCUGGAAAAGGUAUCGGCAACAUCUGUAAACAAUAACUUGAUGAAAUGGUCAGUGAAGGAUUAUUUUCUCAAAGCAGGACUGUGUCAUUUGGCCGUGGGUGACAUGGUAGCCACAGGUCGUGCCAUAGAAAAAUACCGCGAUUUAGAUCCAUCUUUCAUGAGUACGAGAGAGCACCAACUGUUGGUAGAUUUGAGUGAAGCGGUCGACGUGGGGGACCAGGAGGCUUUUGCUGAUAAAUUGUUUCAGUAUGAUCAGAUUAGCAAGUUAGACAAGUGGAAGACGACUCUUUUGUUGAAGAUAAAGAAUUCUAUAGAGGAGAAAGGCGAAGAUUUCUCUUGA
Molecule: messenger RNA, 879 nt
Organism: Blumeria graminis f. sp. triticale
Lineage: Eukaryota; Fungi; Ascomycota; Leotiomycetes; Helotiales; Erysiphaceae
Source: the annotation of a GenBank genome assembly